This is a messenger RNA of Parascedosporium putredinis, 528 nucleotides long. The record is from the annotation of a GenBank genome assembly. NCBI's taxonomy places the organism in Eukaryota, Fungi, Ascomycota, Sordariomycetes, Microascales, Microascaceae.
AUGGCGCCGGUAACACACCAAAAUACCAUUUCCCCAAACUCGUUCAAGUUUCUCAUCGGGCCCGAACAGAGGCCGUACUUCCUCCGCUCCGGAGCCGUGGCCGGCCAGUCGCGCGCCCUCGACGCCCUUGUCCACGGAAGCGGAAGCAAGGAGCAAAACGAGAGGAGCGCCGUAUGGACCAACGUGGAUGAGCCCACGUUCCUCCGCUUCAGCCAACGUCAAGGUCUACGACACCGGCGGGGUCUCGUCUUCGGAGGCGGUGGUGGUGGUGGUGGAGGUGGUGGGAGGACCAAGGCCUCGUCCCCGUGGGUCAACUUUGCCCUGCUCUUCCCCGACGACGGGUCGCACACGCGCCGAAACGGACCCACGGACGACUACAGCGAAGUCUUCCUCUCGCACGCGCGCAUCUACUUCCUCGCCGAGUACUACGGCAUCGCGGAGCUCAGGCCCUCGCCGUGCACAAGCUCCACCGCGCCCUCGUGCUCUUCACGCCCUACCGGGAGCGCGUGGGCGACCUCCUCAAGCUGA